Capsaspora owczarzaki ATCC 30864 is the source of this 3195-nucleotide messenger RNA. RefSeq lists its product as hypothetical. The transcript is spliced from 10 exons. The record is from RefSeq and is a predicted model, not a curated record. The coding region runs from base 170 to 3082 and encodes 970 amino acids. Gene Ontology annotation, molecular function: guanyl-nucleotide exchange factor activity. Gene Ontology annotation, biological process: positive regulation of GTPase activity; Ras protein signal transduction. Gene Ontology annotation, cellular component: plasma membrane. NCBI's taxonomy places the organism in Eukaryota, Filasterea, Ministeriida, Capsasporidae.
GUUGCUCGCGCCUGCUUUUUUUUUUUUUUUUUUCUUUUCUUUUGGUUUUUGGUUUUUGGUUUUUGGGUUUUGGGGCAUUUUCGCGACAUCUCCUCCCUGCCUCCCGCCCUCUGUCUCGCCCAUUCGCCCUCGCCCACAACAAAAGAGCAGCAAGCAAACAGCACUGGCCAUGUUCAAGCGCGCGGUGAAGGACAAGGACGCCAAGGACGCCAAGGACAAGAAGGCCACUUCCCCUGCGCCUCAGGCAGCAACCCCAGCGCUGGCGGCGUCUGGCUCCCAAGGCGGCAGUAGUGUCGGCAGCAAUGGCCCCGCAUCGGCCUCGAGUGCCCUGACACCCCCGAGCCCGACCGGCUCUGUCGGCAGCAAUUUCAGUUACGACGGCUCGGUGAAACUCGCCAAUCCCCGCUUGGCCGGUUUGAUGGUCGAGGAAGGCGGCGAAAAGCUCACACUGAAGGCGCCGCGCCUUGCAACCGCUCUCUCGGCCCUGCUCGCGCUGCGUGUGGAAAUCCCAACCACCGGCCAGUCUGGCAAAGUCAAGCUCUCGCCAUACACGCUGGUCAAGGACGCCAUCCAGCUCAUCAUUCGCGAAAUGGGCGUCAAGACCGACGAGCCGUUUGGCAUGCUCGCCAAAAUCAUCAAGGACGGCGCUGAAGUCGGUCUGUGGUUGCUGGAGGAACGCACUCUCUGGUCGUACCAACUCGAGGAAUUGACGUUGAUCGAAGUCAAGCCAAAGACCCCUGAACAUCAUGAAGUUCGUGUUGUUGUGCCAGCUCAGGAGAUUGUCAGCACACUGUCGUAUGAUCAGUUCACCACUGUCCGAGAGGUCACCAAUGAAAUUCUGAGCCAGCAUCCCUUCCUCGAGAAGCAGCAGUACGCGCUUUACUUGACUCGCGAGUCGCUGUGGCUCAACGACGCAGAGACGCUCGCAUCCUACCAGCUGGGUGUUCAGGACAUGGUGGAAUUCAAACAGCGCACAGCAGCGACCGAAGAAAAAGCCAAGUCCGUUCUGCUCGAUAUCGGCCUCCCAGAGCACGGCACAACUCGCAAGCUGCUCGUGCCACUCACCACCACUGUGGCCGAGGUCAUCACCAUGCUGCUCCGCAAAGCGGCCGUCAUUGACACGAGCAACUAUGGCCUGUACCUGCUUCCGAACGCCAACCGACCGGGUAUUUGGAUGGAAGACUACAAGUUUUUGGCCUCCUUCCAGCUAGAGAGCCGCGAGCAACUCGAGUUUAAGAGCAAAUUCAAGCAAUUCUCGAUCGAAAUCCAUCUGGCCUCGCGCGCGCGUCCUCCGCACAGCGAAAACAAGCCAAUCGUCCUCAAGCCGCUGGUCGACGAUUCUGCGACCGUGGCAGAGGCCAUUGACAUGGUUAUCACCGAGUAUUCGCUCAACAGCAACCGCAAUUACGGUCUGUUCAUGUAUGACGAUGAGCAGCAACCGCCAGAGCGCAAGCUGUUUGACAUUGGCAACAAGGAGUUCCUUGUCUUCCGAGCCAUCCGCAAGAACAUGCGUUGUGCGCUUGCCAGCGAGCCUCAGCAUGUCGAGUCCGUUUCGCUUGACGUGGACGAGGUGGCAUCGCUGAUCUGCGAGACUGUCGCCCGACGAUUCGGCCUCCCGCAAACUGCAGCCUACCGGCUCCGCCACGACGCGCCAACCGGACCCGUCGUGCUUCAAGCCAGCCAAUCCCUCUUUGAUGCAGGUGUGCCGGACGAGGCGCUCCUCCUGCUCUUCCUCGACCCACUCGCUCCCAAGGUUGCUCGCUCUCUCGGCACGGUCAAGCGAGCCUUGUCACGCACCGACUCCCGUCUUGUGGAGGUCGACUAUGAGGUGAACAUCUGGGAUGAAGGUCCAGACUCUGAUGCGAACAUUCUUCUGGAAACGCAGCCAGACAGCGAGGGCAACCGACAAGUCCGCGCUGCCAGCUUCAACAAGCUCGUGGAGCGUCUCACAGACAGCAAGAUGGCAGAUCUCAAGUUUGUCAAAACAUUCCUGCUCACCUACCAGUCGUUCACGUCACCUGAGCGACUGCUUCAAAAACUGAUUGAGCGCUACAAUGUGGUGCGGGCCCCUAAUUCGUCGUAUUCUGACUUCCAGGUCACUCAGCGCUCGAUUCAAGCGCGUGUGUGCAACGCGCUCAAGUUGUGGAUGGAAAGCCCACAGCCCGAUUUCGAAGGCAACGAGGAGCUGCAAGAGGCCGUCCUCAGCUUCAUUCGCGAGACUGUCUCGGUGGAUGCGCCAAAGCUGGCAAAGGCUCUCCGCAAUGCCAUGCAGAAGGCCAAGCUCGGCGGCGCCAUGCGCGAACGCAACUUUGGCUGCGACGACAACGCCCCCGAAGUGAAAGUCCCCAAGAACAUGAACGAAAACCUGAAUUUGAUUGACUUCGACCCAGAGGAGAUUGCUCGGCAGUUGACGCUGAUUGACUUUAGGCUUUUUGCGUCCAUCAAGCCAGCCGAACUUCUCGGCCAGGCGUGGAACAAGGAAUCCCAUCAUCAUCGUGCCAUGAAUGUGAUGGCCCUCAUCAAGCGAAUCAAUGAUGUUGGCUCGCUGGUUGCCACGGCCAUUCUGGUCCCCAAGGAUCCAAAGACUCGCGCUCGGGCAUACAGCACGUUUAUCACCGUCGCUUCGCACCUCUUUAACAUGAACAACUACUCCACUUGCAUGGCUGUUGUUGGUGGCAUCAACAACUCGGCCAUCAUGCGUCUCAAGCACACCAAGAAGGAAAUUGACAAGAAGCUUCUCAAGCGCUUGGCGGACAUGGAAAAGUCGCUGAGUCCGGAGAAGAAUUACCGCGAAAUGCGAGAUUUGCUGCACAAGGUCAACCCUCCGUGCUUCCCCUAUUUGGGCGUUUACACGUCGGAUUUGACCUUCUUGGAUGAUGGCAACCCAAAUUUCAUUGGCGAGCUUGUCAACGUGGAAAAGCGCCGUCUGGUCUUUAACAUCAUCACAGACUUGAUCACCUUCCAAGAUAAGCCUUAUAACUUUAUGCCCUUCCCCGAACUCAAGUCGAUGCUGUUGAAUUUCGACGUCAUCAAUGACAAGGAGUUGUAUGAAUAUUCUCUCAAGCGCGAGCCCCGCGAGUAGAGGAGGUCGCUGCCAAUUUGUGUGUCUGUGUGUGUACGCUUAUGUGUUUCGACUUGUUUACGUUUCUGUCUCGUUUAUUGUUGAAAAUAAUCGACAGCUCUCGUUUUCCUCGG